Molecule: messenger RNA, 858 nt
Organism: Symbiodinium necroappetens
Lineage: Eukaryota; Dinophyceae; Suessiales; Symbiodiniaceae
Source: the annotation of a GenBank genome assembly
GCAAUGGACGACGACGAGCUAGAGCUAGAAGCGGCCCGAGCAGCAGCGGCAAAGUACCAGGCAGCACAAGCACAGGCACGUCACGAGUUGCUUCAGCAAGCAGAGCUAAUGAUCCAGCAGGCACAGAAGGACGGAGCCAACCGAGCAGCCAAAGAGGUACAACUGGAGCUGGACCAAGAAGCCGAACAGCAGCUACGUGAGCGAGCAUCUCACGCAGCAGUCGAAGCAGACGAGCACCGGGUGACUGCCGAGCGCCUGGCUCGGGAAGCAGAGGAAGCACGGCAAGCAUAUUUGGAUGCAACCAAGAAAGCAGAGGCAGCAAUAAAAGCUCGAGUCGACAAGACUUUGGAGGUGGAGCAAGCACAACAGGAGGCAGCCGAGAGAGCGCCAAAGAGAGUGCAGGUUGACAAAACAGCGCAGCAGGCGCCGCCAGACCACCCUGUACGUACUUGCCUAGGUACCGCCGCUCCCACAGCAGAACAGCCACCAGCCCAACCUUUGCAGGACCUUAUCCGAAGCCUUUCGAGCGAUCAGUCGGCGAUCGAAGCGAUCGCAAGGCUACUUAGUGAGAUCCAAACCGCAAGUGGCCCCGCCACCCCCUCGCCGACUUCGCCAGCUGCUUUGAGUCCGCCCCCACCAAAAGCCGGCGCCCCGGCGGACCCCAACACCGCUCCUGCUGCAAUUCCAGCAAUUGCUGCACCCCCGGCACCCGUUACAGCACCACCGGCACCGAAAACCGAUUCUUUGCCUGUGAGAUGCAACUCUAGUACCCACCCGGGCGAGUACAAGAACUUCAUUCGGUUCUGUGAAAGGAACGAACAUGCCAGCGAACUCAAAACCGCCUAUGAGAGCCUUUGA